Molecule: messenger RNA, 1943 nt
Organism: Photinus pyralis (common eastern firefly)
Lineage: Eukaryota; Metazoa; Arthropoda; Insecta; Coleoptera; Lampyridae
Gene: Ugt50B3
Product: UDP-glucuronosyltransferase 2C1
Exons: 5
Coding region: 326-1897 (523 amino acids)
Molecular function (GO): UDP-glycosyltransferase activity
Source: RefSeq, a predicted model, not a curated record
AUUAUUUAACACGCUGUAAAAUAGUAGUGAACAGCACGAGCGUAAUUUCAUUUCCAUUUCUCUUCACUUUCAAUAGCGGUAACUCCGACAAAUUGAAACGCUAACACAGUUCUUCGGCAACUUCUGCGUACGCUCAUUUAAUGAUCAAUUUAUGACUCUUCUUAAAUUUUUAUUAAUUUAUGUUUGCCAGAACUUGUGUUACUUUGCAAGUGAUUAAUUUUAUUUAACAAUAAAAAUAAUGGAUUGAAAUACUUAAAAAAUUAAUUAAAACCAGUACCUACUGAGGCGCUCAACAGGUCCACGGAGCUAAUCAAAUUUUAACAAUAUGACACACUUGGCUACACUCGCACUCCUUGCAGCCCUAGUUGAUCAUUCGUUCUCUGCUAACAUCCUGAUGAUCACUUUGGGAGGAACCAAGUCUCAUAAAAUUCCCUUCUGGGAGUUGGCUCGUGGGUUAAUUCCCCGUGGACACAAUGUAACCUUUAUUAACGCCUUUCCUGCCGAUUUCGUCAUGCCCGGGUUAGAAGAAAUAACACCACCGGGGCUGGUGUUCUACGUCAGGAAUUUUACGGAUUGGGAUUUGGUCGGAUCCAGAAUGCGGGGUGAGGAACCUGUACAUCCUUUGGACAUGCUCAGAUAUGGGUACCAGGUAUGUGAUGAGCUUUUGUCAGACUCCGAAACAAAAGACUUCCUAUACUCUCAUCUCAACUUCGAUCUUUUAAUAUUGGAUGGAGCCUAUCCUGAAUGCGCUGUUGGAUUCGUUCAUCAUUUUAAAGCACCAUUUAUGUACAUAAAUACAGUCGGAUUUUACACAGGAUCUUUAUCCGUAGCGGGAAAUCCGACCCUUUACUCUGUUACACCAUUCUUGGCACGUCCCUAUACCGAUACGAUGAAUAUAUUCCAAAGGACCUCAAAUACUGUGUUUCACCUUAUGGCUAAUUUAAUGCACUCUUUUAUGGUACGAUUUGCUUUGCAACAAAUACUGCGCAGCCAUUUUGGAGACGACGUUCCUGCGAUUUAUGACACCUCGAAGAACGUCAGCUUUAUUUUGCAGAACGCUUAUGCUACGAUUACGUAUCCUAGGCCGUAUCUGCCGAACGUGGCUGAAAUUGCUUGUAUACAUUGCAAGCAAACAAAACCAUUACCUUCGGAUUUGGAAGAAUUUAUAAGUGGCAGUGGUGAUGCAGGAUUUAUUUAUGUGAGUAUGGGAUCUUCAGUGAAAGCUGCUAACAUGCCCGAGUACCUAAGAAGGCUGUUUCUAAGAGUUUUCCAGCAGUUACCGCAAAGGGUUUUAUGGAAAUGGGAAGCGGGAGACGACAUGCCCGAUUUGCCACCAAAUGUCAAGUUAGGAAAAUGGUUACCGCAACAGGAUCUUUUAGGUCACCGCAAAAUCAGAGCGUUCGUAACGCACGGCGGUUUAUUGAGUAUGUUCGAAACGGUGUAUCACGGGGUGCCGAUCGUGAGCCUGCCGGUUUUUUGUGAUCACGAUUCAAACGCGGCCAAGGCAGCUUUGGAUGGUUACGCGAUUAAGUUAGAUUUACCUUCAAUUAGUGUAGAUUCAUUACUGGUCGCUAUAAAAGAAGUAAUUUACAAUCCCAAAUAUAAAGAAGAAGUGAAGAAGAGACAAAUACUAUUAAAAGAUCAGAAAGAAACGCCGCUAGAGAGGGCGGUGUUUUGGACGGAAUAUGUUUUGAGGCAUCGAGGCGCUAAGCAUUUACAAUCAAACCUGAAAGACCUCAAUACAUUUCAAUAUUACAUAGUUGAUGUUAUGCUUGUUAUAUUGUUAUCUUGUUUGUUGUUUUUGUUCGUUUGUAGAGUUGUUUUAUCAUUGUUGAUAGCAGUCCUAAGUGGCAAUAUUAGUUUAAAGGUCUUUAAAAAGACAAUAAAAAUAGAAUAGACUUUAUGUUAGGUUUAUAAUACAUUUUAAGAUAUUUGAACCAUAA